AGAAAACUGAGAGUAACCCUUUUGAGUGCUGAAUGGAAAACAUCAAGCAAUGGAGACUUGACAACCAUCAACAGAGAGCUAGCAAUACAGAUGGCUAAACAUCCCAAUGUGGAAGUCAGUGUCUUCUUACCUCAGUGUAGUGAAGAGGACAAGAGAGAUGCUGAUAGUUACAAUGUUAAACUCAUUGAAGCUGUUAAACUGCCUGGUUUUGAACCAGUUGAUUGGCUAGCCUCUGUACCUGAAGGCCAUGCUAUGGAUUCUGUUAUAGCGCAUGGAGUAGCUCUUGGUCGGCUAAUUCCACAUAUAAAGAAAAAUCCAAUCUACAGUCAUUGCAAAUGGAUUCAAGUUGUCCAUACUGCCCCUGAAGAAAUUGGCAUGUACAAAAGCAUUUCUGAAGGUCAACAAAUGCAGAAGACAGAAAUAGAACUAUGUGAAAUGGCUGAUCAAGUUGUAACAAUUGGCCCCAAGCUAACUGAUGCAUAUAAGCACCAACUCAGAAAACAAGAUGUUUUUAACCUGACACCAGGUAUUUUCACUGAAUAUUUAGAUGUGCAGCAAGCUAGCGAUGAAGGAAGAAAAUUUUGUGUCUUGGUAACUGAGAGUGGUGAUAGUGAAGAUUUUGAUGUCAAAGGAUAUGGCAUUGCAGCGAAAGCUAUUGCUAACCUAAAGGGUGAACCUUACCAACUCAAGUUUGCCUCCAAACAGAGAGGAAAGGAAGAUGAAUUAAAACGCAAGUUACUUCAGUGU
Messenger RNA from Pocillopora meandrina, 747 nucleotides. NCBI's taxonomy places the organism in Eukaryota, Metazoa, Cnidaria, Anthozoa, Scleractinia, Pocilloporidae. The record is from the annotation of a GenBank genome assembly.